This is a messenger RNA of Osmia bicornis bicornis, 3295 nucleotides long. RefSeq lists its product as uncharacterized. The record is from RefSeq and is a predicted model, not a curated record. Bases 1431 to 2402 code for a protein of 323 amino acids. NCBI's taxonomy places the organism in Eukaryota, Metazoa, Arthropoda, Insecta, Hymenoptera, Megachilidae. The transcript is spliced from 2 exons.
GUUAAACUCGUGAAAAAAAAUAAUGAACGGUAAUUUUUCAACUUUUUUAUUUGAGCCUAUAAUGAAAAUUUAAAAUGUCUUUCGUAGAGUCAGAUAAGUUAUGUGUAUACAUAUUUUAAUGAAUUAAUUUUUAUAGCUUCUCAAAAAACCUCAAGUUAUUUAGCCCAAUUUUAACCUAGGUAUUCUAUUUUGAACAGUGUCUACUCACUUUUGCCUCUCACUGUAUAAAACAAGAAUACAAGGAUACGGUUUCUACGCGUUAUCCGAGUUGCAAUAAACUGUUACUAUACAGAAAUAUAGUCUGCAGACACGAAACGAGUUGAUGAUAUUCAACAUAAUCGUAUUAAUUGUUUACGAAAACAACGAACUUGUUAAAAUAAAUACAUUUACAAUGCAUUUUAACAUUGGCCUAUAUACAAGACAGAUUGUCAAAAAAAAGUCCGUCUCAAAAUUUCAAUAAAGAAAAAAAAAAUGAAGUAGACUGUGUCUCAACAGGCGUAAGCAAGCUAAUACCAUAUAAUUUUAGUAUUAUAACUGCUGUAAAUGAAAUUUUAUACUCUGUAAUAUGUACAACUGAGAAGGAAAUCAUGAAAAAAACGACAAAUCAAACAUCUAUCGUAACAUUUACAUUAAAUUCAUAAGUAUUUGCACGUUUAAAAACUAUUUCAAUGUCCGUUUAAGCGAGACUUGUACAUCAUGUUGUGUGAUUUGAUAAAAUAAAUAAUUUUAAGUCUUCUUUAUUGUCUUGUUCCUAUUUUUUCUUUUUCAAUUACAUAUCCAUACAGAAUGAUUCGUUAUUCUGAAAUUUCGUACUUGGAUAUCAAGUAUCUUGCCCGCAUAAGUAUAAAACAUCUGCAUCCACUCCCAUCUGUUCAACACAUGAACAGGAAACUUCUUAUUAAGGUUUUAAAUUACUCGAAGCUAAGUAAGCUGGCCUUCAGACUUUCUUUUACUUUACGUAAGAAUCAAAGAACAUAGGAACUCCUAUCAUUCAGAAAACGAUUCUAUUUGUUGCAUAAUCGAUGUAACGCUUCGCAUUUCGGUGAAAGAUAAGUGGUUCAAGGUUUAACACGGUGUUCGUGUAUGUGUAAUAUAUGAAAGUAGGAGAAUUGUAUAGCUAUACAUUUCGUAGAAAUACAUAUACCUAUGUGUAUGGUGUCAUUGAUGCCGUUCAAAGUAACAACAUGUGUUCCCCUGUUGUAUGAAAUUUAUGUUUGAAGAAUAACGCACAAUUAUUGAAUUGAAUGAAAAAAGGGAACACAAAGUAAUGAAUAUUACUUUUUUAUUAUUGAUGACUGAAAUAAUACUGUCAUCAAGUUAAACACCUAUAAUUGAUAUACUAUGAAAAUCGAUGAUAUAAAUACAUCCAUACAGAUUUUCAAAUAAUUAAGUAUCAAUGAUUACUUAAAUAUUUAUUCAUACUACUAGUAAUGGAAGAAGGUGAUAACCUGUUAGAAAAUAUACAAGAAGCUUUCUUAUCUUUAAAUGAGAGUUUUCUGGAACAAGGUGCAUCACUAGCAGAUCUGAAAUCAAUUGGCAUAAAAAAUGAUGCAAAACAUAAGAGAAGUUUUUAUUUUCAUUAUGUAUGUUCCAAGAAAGUACUGCUUGCCAUUUUUACACCAAUAUUUUGUAGCGUAUUUUUUAAAUACCUGUACACUGAUGUAAUGAAAAGUAUUCGCGAAACAAGAUGCUUAAUACCUAACAAUUAUUUCAUAUGGGAGUUUACAAGACCAAUAUCAAAUUGUGAUUAUUGUCGUGGUAUUACUUCAGCUUUGAUCUUGCCAAAUUUAACUAGAGAAGAAUUUAAGCGAUACGCUUAUUCUUCUAGGCCUAUGGUGAUAAAAAAUGCUGCAAGUCAUUGGCCAGCUUCGAAGGUAUUUAGCUGGAAAUUUUUCAAAGAUUUAUAUGAAAAUAUUGAUGGUGCUUAUGAUUCAGUAGAUGAAUGUCAGUUUUUACAUUUCAAAAGUAAUCUCACUAAUUUACAUGAUGUUUUUGCAAUGAGCGAAGAAAGAGCCUUGCAACUUAAUGGAAAAGAUCCCUGGUAUGUUGGUUGGAAAAACUGCAACCUUCAGGUUUUGGAUGCGAUGAAAAAAUAUUAUAGUCUACCUCAUUUUUUGCCAGAAGAUGUAGAAGUACCUUAUUCCAAUUAUGUUUUUUUGGGAUACGAAGAAGGUGCUAUCAUGCAUCUGGAUUACAUCUCACGUCUCAUGUGGCAAGGACAAAUUAUAGGCAAUAAAAGUUGGACUGUUGCUCCGACACCAGAAUGUGAUAAUGUUUGUACACGUUUUAAUUUUACUGUUUAUGCUGGAGACAUUGUUCUUUUAGAUACAAGAAUUUGGUAUCAUGGCACUUACGUUAAAGAUGGAAGCUUCAGUUUCACAGUCACCUCUGAAUACGGGUAAACUUCUAUAUAAGGUGUCUCUAGUCUGGUGCCUCAGGCGGACAGAGGAUGAAUCUAUAUGAAAAAGUAAGUCGAAAAUAUAGAGUGAUAUUUCCACGGAUGAGGCUUCAUUGCUAAAUAAAUCAAUGUUAAAAAUUUCUAUAUCUUAAAAAAACCCGCCACUGUACAUGAAAGCGUCCUCUAGGGGCGAAACCGAAAAGCUCAUUUAGUGCACUAAACAGUAAAUAGCGCCACUUGUUUUUGGCGGGAUUUUUAAAAUAUAGAAAUUUUGAUAAAUUUUUUAUUUGCUUUUUCAUGUAGAUUGUAGAUCCACACUCAUUCCGAUUGUGCCACUAGAUUGGCAAUACCCUUUGUAUUUUCAAUACAUUUGUAGUAUACAACUCUAGAUGCUAUAUAGAUGGUAUUUUUUUAUACUAUGAAAUUGUAAAAUCCAAAAUGUUUUGCCUUAUUAAAUUAUUUAUACAUCUAGUUGAAUAUUUAUGAAACUUUUAUACACAUACAAAAAACUUGAACUAUAAAAUGUGCUGUUAAAGAGCAGCAUUUAAAUGUUAAAUUAUGUGCAUAAGAAAUUAUGACAGAUUGAUACGAGUUCUGGAAUAUAUCCGAUUGUCCCUUUAUUUAAAUUGUUGUAAGACAUUGUAUAUAAUUUAUGGAUACAUAUGAGUUGUUAUAUGUAUCAUUUUUGCCAUAAUUAAAAACUAGUCUGCAUAAGAAUGAAUAUUUGAUAUUAUUACCAUAAAUGAUCUAAUUUGUGCUUUAAUAAUGUUGGUAAUUGUAUGAUUAAGAUAUUUUUAUAUAUAUAUAUAUAUAUUUGAAAUUUUAUACAUAUACAAACAUUUAAAUACACGUGCUAUAUAUCUUUUCAAAAAAUUGCAGUUUUUACUUCCUGUCAAA